Messenger RNA from Schizophyllum commune H4-8, 1265 nucleotides. RefSeq lists its product as uncharacterized. Bases 232 to 990 code for a protein of 252 amino acids. Lineage: Eukaryota; Fungi; Basidiomycota; Agaricomycetes; Agaricales; Schizophyllaceae. The transcript has a single exon. The record is from RefSeq and is a predicted model, not a curated record.
AAAACGGCAAACCGAGGUCAAUUGACCACCGCAGGUCGCAUUUUGUAUAGACAAACUGUUGUUGUAUCACCAGACUGUACUGUAUCGUUACUUAUGCGAUAACGUAUUAGACGCGCGUUCCCGGCAAUAUCAGGGUCGCCAACCUCAAGGCUUUCGUCCCUUCAUGGAGAACACGCUUGUUGAACGAGGCGUGGAGCAUGAUGGUGAGCACCGCCACCCCUUGCGGCACUCAUGCAUCCCAAGAGAGGGCCCAUCCUCCUCCCUUCGUACCUACCAACACCAUCACCACCACCAACCACUUCAUUCACGAACGCGCUGCGCGCCAUGCCUCACCUUACGACCGACCCACACUCGCCCACGCACGUCUCGCCGACCCAGGACCGCCCAUCGCUGGCCGAUGUCGCAGCGGACACGAAGGCGACCCUCGCCAUGAGCCUGCACGACAUUAUGGGCGGCGGCGCCGACUUCCCCCGCGGCGGGCCGUCUACAGAGAACCUGAAGCCGUCACACCCGAGCCCGCAUUCGAAGCAGCGGUUUGAGCUCGAGAUUGAGCCGCAGCGCUCGCGGUCGAUGUCCAUCGACAUCCCGCCGCCCGUGUACAGCGCGGUGAGCCCGGAGCACGAGCACGCGGCCGCGCGGCUGCUCGAGCAGCAGCUCCAGGACGCGCAGGAUGCGGCGCAGCUCCUCGCGCAGCACCUGCACGACGCGGAGGACGAGGCGCUCGCCUCGAUGCACGCCGUGCAGGCGCAGGCCGCCGCAGCGGAGACGCGCGCGGAGGCGGCCGAGCGCGCUGUGCGGGAGGAGAAGGCGCGGACCGCGGACGCGGAGGAGCGCGUGCGGAAGGCGGAGGCGCGGGCAGAUGCCGCGGAGGCGAGGAUGCGGGAGCGGGAGUCGUACGUGGAGGGCCUCGAGUUCAUCGUCAGCAAGUUGUGCAGGAGCAUCGAUGAGCACGUUACGGGGAUCCCGGCUCCCGCGGGGAAGCGCAAGUAGACGAGGUCUUGUGGAUGUGCAUUGUGCGCUGGGUUGGGGGUGGAACCCGGAAGGACACUGAUUAUCGAUAUCUACUACGUACACGCCAGUAGUAGAGGUGCUUCGCGUUGAGCGCGAUUGCCUAAGUUAUGGAUCCGGAUGUUACUGUACUGUAAAAGAACAAUGCCCACCCGGCCGCGGGCAGUCAGACGACGACAACGAUAGCCCUAGAAGCGGCUAUCGUGAGGGCAAAACAGGGACACGAACACGCAUUUGUAUGCACGAGAAGGCUCUCC